Messenger RNA from Thrips palmi, 2204 nucleotides. RefSeq names its product forkhead box protein I2 (gene fd102C). Gene Ontology annotation, biological process: cell differentiation; anatomical structure morphogenesis; regulation of transcription by RNA polymerase II. Lineage: Eukaryota; Metazoa; Arthropoda; Insecta; Thysanoptera; Thripidae. Gene Ontology annotation, molecular function: DNA-binding transcription factor activity, RNA polymerase II-specific; RNA polymerase II cis-regulatory region sequence-specific DNA binding. The coding region runs from base 34 to 1281 and encodes 415 amino acids. The transcript is spliced from 3 exons. The record is from RefSeq and is a predicted model, not a curated record.
GAGCGCGUCGCGUGCGUGUGUGCGUGAGUGAACAUGUGCAGCAACGAGACGACGUCGCCCAGCGGCGUGGGCCCCACGGCCAUGCUGCCCUACCCGCUGUCCGCCCUCAAGAGCCUCCAGGACGCGGCCGGCAACGGGCCCCUGCCGCCGCCCGGCAUCCUGCCCAUCGAGCAGUACCGCCUGCAGCUCUACAACUACGCCAUGGCCGAGCGCCUGCAGCGCUUCUCGGGCCCCUUCAGCGGCGUGGCCUCGCCCGUGGCGUCCGUGCCCGGGCUGUGCCCCGGCCUGGGCCCCGGCUACGCCUACGGGCCGCGCCUCGCGCUCAGCAUGUCGCUGUUCCACCAGCGCAUGAUGCAGGCCGAGGAGCCCAAGCCGCAGCACUCGUACAUCGGCCUCAUCGCCAUGGCCAUCCUCAGCUCGCCCGACACCAAGCUCGUGCUGUCCGACAUCUACCAGUACAUCCUGGACAACUACCCCUACUUCCGCACGCGCGGCCCGGGCUGGAGGAACUCCAUCCGCCACAACCUGUCCCUCAACGACUGCUUCAUCAAGGCGGGGCGCAGCGCCAACGGCAAGGGCCACUACUGGGCCAUCCACCCCGCCAACGUGGACGACUUCAAGAAGGGCGACUUCCGGCGCAGGAAGGCGCAGAGAAAGGAUAGGGGGAGGGGACACUUUGAAGGCAGCGGAUCGGCGCUCAAAUCAGACGUGCGCAAGCACAUGGGGCUGGCCGUGGACGAGGAGGGCAACGAGUCGCCCAGCCCGCCGCCCACGCCCGCGUCGCCGCCGCUGCCGUGCGCCACCAUGUGGACGCAGCACCCCCGCCUGCUGGCGCCGACGCCGCUGCCCGGCCUCACGCCCCUCACGCGCAAGCGCCAGUUCGACGUGGCCUCGCUGCUCGCGCCCGACGACGCCGACGCGCACCGCGUCGUGCUGGCCGCCAAGACGCCGCGCUACGCUAGCAGCGAGGAGGACGUCCACGAGGAGGACAUCGACGUGGUGUCCAGCGACGCGGCGGACGCGCAGCAGGCCACCACGCCGCCCAUGACGCCCGCGCCGCCGACGCCCUGGCCGCCGCAGUCCCCCACGGCGGCGCCGCUCUUCAUGUCCUCCGUGGAGCACCACCUGGUGUCGCGGUACUACGAGCAGCUGCAGCACAGCGCCGUGCGCAGGCUGGCCAUGCAGCAGCAGCAGCAGCAGCAACAACAACAACACCGCCAGACCACGGAGAUCCGGGAGCUGACGCCGAGUCCGCCCGUCCGGGAACCGACGCCGCAGUGAGGAGGCGGAGGAGGCCGCCAUGGAGGCGUUUCUAACUGUGAUCGGACGGCUGGGCCCUCUGGCCUGCCCUGGCCAAGGCCCUGGCCCGGGCCAAGGCCCGCGGCGCGCCAACCCCACUGGAGCCCCAAGGCGUCGAGGACCGCCAGGACGGUGCUGCGCGGAAAACAAAAUACGUUUGUUGUUGUAAUCGACUUUGUUCUCUUACAAAUACUUGAUCGUGCCUACCAGCUUGUCGGUUGCUGGUACCGCAUUGAUUGCAGCCAAUCGACUUUAGCCUAAAGAACAAAGUCGAUUAACAAAGUAGUAUUUUUUCUGUGCGGCGUCGGAGUGGCGUCGGGUCGGCGUCGAAGACUGUCCUCGACUUCGCUCCGGCGGCACUCCGACACGUCGCUCGCGUCGCGGUGCAGUGCGAGGGAUCCUGCGUGCUUGUUAUUUCGUUGUAAGCAAUGGUCAACAUGCGUCCCGAACCCCGAGGGCGCUAGACAGUGAACAUUAUUGUAUUAUGUGUAUAGUUUAAUGAUCGAUAUUAACCCUGUUUAUGUACCUGAACCCUUAUUAUCGUGGAAUAUAAUUUGUCUUAUUUAUUGUUUGUAAAUUUGUACAAAAUAGUCAAAUUCGUUGAUGGAUAAACGUGUUCAAAAGAGGAGGAAGCACGUAUUUGCAGAAGCAGCGGAAUUUUGCACAGUCAAACAUCAAGUUCCUUAAAAUUUCAAAUGAUUUUAUUACGUUUUUUGUAACCUCUGAGAAAAUGGCAUAUGGAACCACUUAAAUUUAUUCUGGCUUUUUGGAAAGCGCAGUUCUAGAAAUAAUGCCACGGGCCAUAGCUUUUGUAAGACAAGAACGCUGAAAACCGCAUACCAAAACAAAACGUAGUAGUGAUAGCUAGCAAUUUAUCGUUCCAAUAAAGCUGGAACAAUGUUGUA